AUAUUUUAAACUAAUUACAACACUACAAAUCUAUUACAUUUAUUGAGUGUUAAAAGUAAUGUCCGAUAAUGUAUGUGAGAACGGAUAUGAAGAUUUGGAGGAGGACUUCACAAUUGGAGAGGAGUACCAGGAAGCAGAGGGUGAUUGUGUAGAAGAUGAGUACUAUGUAGAACAGGACGAGGAGGUGUACGAGAAAGAGGAGGAGGAGAAGGAGGAAGAAGUGAAGGAAGAGGAGGUUGCGAUAAAAGAGGAGAAGGAAGAUGAGACGGAGAGAGAGGGGGAGGGUGCGGUCACAUUUGAGGAGAACGAUGAGUUUAAACGUGAGGAGGAAGAAUUAGAAGAAUCGGUAGAGUUACAUGGUGAGGACGAUAUAGUGUUCUCGCAGGACUCAGAACACAACCUUAACGAUACUGCUGAAGAAGAAAACGAAGAAGUGUCUCAAGAUGGGGAUCGUACUGAGGAGAAGGGGGAACAAGAAGAGACUAAGAGCGAGAAGGCAGAAGAAGAGACAGUGAUUGAAUGUACGCUUACUGAAGAGGAAAAGCUUGCAGAGUACAAGAUAUUGGACGGCUACCAGCGCCAGAUUGACGAGGAGCAGUACACACUCCGCAAACUACGCAGCAUCGUAGGACACCAAAGUGAAGAUAUAGAGAGGUGCAGGAAAAAGAUUGCUAGUUAUACUAAAGAAGCAGAGGAUAGAAAAGCUAUGGAAGGGAUGGAGAAACUAAAACUUCUCAAGGCGGACCGUGAGCGGGCAGUGGAAGAGCGCCGUGUAUCAACCGAUGCUUUGACCGAGGUGCGGGCUAAACGGAACGAUAAGGUACAGGAGCUCAAGGAAAAGGGGCUCAGGAUAGACCACAAGGCGAUCUACCUUAUUGAAGAUAAGGCCCUGAAAACCCUCCUGAGAAGCAUCAGGACAACCCUAAAAUACAACAGUUUUGCUACCCUGAAAUACAGCGUUGAGGAGCUCGAUGAUGUCAUAUUCAAUGUGGCUAAUGUAUCGGAUGAGAUUGAUGAAUUUCUGACAUCUCGUGACAUCAAGCCACGUGACAUCAAUAAGCUGAACACAAAGGAAAGGAGGGUCAGUGUGCUGUAUGACAAGCUUAUCAAGUGGAGGCAGUAUAAAGUGGAGGAUCCGGAUAUCCGGGCUACAGAUUACGAGAGCUUCAUGUAUGAUCCUGAAGACAUGUUCUCCGACAGUGAAGAUGACAAGUCAGAGUCUAAGGAGGACAAGAAACGUCAAGACCGGCCACGCCGUGAAAUGAGAGCAGUUCGUGGCGGAUCAACUGACAAAUCUCCCGAAAAAUCUAGCAAAUCUGAAUCUCGCGCCCGAUCUCCGAUCCGCCCUCCCACACCUCCUCCCGAGAAGAGGAAGAGUCCAGCUGCAGCUGCAGCGAGACCAGAGCGACGUGCUGUGCGAGGUGGUUCACCUGAUGAGGAUGAGCCUGUGGAGAAGAGACCUCUCGCAGAGAAGAGACCUCUCCGAGCUGAAAGGGGCGGAGAGUCCUCAAGUGUUGGGCGUGCACCCCCUCGUGAUCAGCCAAUAAGAAAGAGAAGAGCUGAGCCCCUCGACUCUUCAAACUUAAAAAGACGACAGAUGUCCGAAACUCAAGGACGACCAUUCAAAAGGUCUCCAGCUAUGAGAGACACACAGUCCACAAGAGAUGAUAGAAGACCGUCACCUAGAGAAGACCGACGCAGUUCGGGUCCCCAGAAGUUUGAAACUGGUGGAUCUAGGCACGACGACAGACCUGGAAACAGGUCAAGAAACACCGCACUUUUGAGGACACCCGCCGUGAAGUCUAGCUCAGACAGUCGCCGCUCCCCCUCUCUUCCUUUCAGAGGAAGAAAAGAAAACUUUCAGAUCAGUGUCAGGAACGAGUCAUUUAAACCAAGAAGCCCAGUACAAGAAAGGAACUACAGGCACGAUAGAUCACCGCCGCCCAGGCAGGAAAGAUCACCACCACGUGCCAAGACUAGGGGCUACCGCGGCGGUUCCAACUACAGGGGCAGAGGAGGCGGCAGCAGAGGGUCGGGUCGUAGAUCGGACGAGUUCGACAAAAGGCAGGGUGGGAGCGGUUACAGGCGAUAGAAAAUGUCACAUACAGCCAUAAUUAGUGCUUAAUGGACUAAAUUCUAACUGUCGGGUCUUAACAAUGACGUAUUUAGCGACUCAAUGAGAUGUGGUUGCUUAAAGUGUAGACUGAGUAUUUUCUAUUUUAAAUGUUCAUUGUAAUGCUAUCCACUUUUAAUAUUUUUUUAAUUUAUUACAGUAAA
Bolinopsis microptera is the source of this 2277-nucleotide messenger RNA. Its product is annotated as probable serine/threonine-protein kinase kinX. The transcript is spliced from 14 exons. NCBI's taxonomy places the organism in Eukaryota, Metazoa, Ctenophora, Tentaculata, Lobata, Bolinopsidae. The record is from RefSeq and is a predicted model, not a curated record. The coding region runs from base 59 to 2092 and encodes 677 amino acids.